AUGUCCUUGACAAGUAUAACAGAGCUAAACAAUAUGGAAACACAAGGAUCUUUACCUUGUCAAUCACCGGGUCAAUGCUGCUCCAUGAUGCCCAUCGAAGUCGGAAGCAAGCUAAUUGAAAGUGGAGAGUAUGAAAAGGCCAUGUCGGGUCAAUGUUGUCCCAUGAUGCUCCUCGAAGUCGGAAGCAAGCUGAUCGACAGUGGAGAGUAUGAAAAGGCAAUGUCCUUGCUUGAUCGCUCAUUUCACAUUGUGACUUCACCAUCAUCGAAUGGAGAAAGAAGUGGUCUUGAUCUACCACCCCUGAUGGAAUGGGGAAUUAAGACUCAAAGCAUGAACAACGAAAGUACAGAAGCAUCAAGCAACUUAAGCACAAGCCAACCGAUUGACAUGUAUCUGGAAGAUGUUGAGGAUGUGGGUCCAAGAAUGUUCCGCAAAGCCAUCGUGGUGUCUGGUACUAUGGAUAUGGCCCUUCUACAACUUGUGAUCUGUUACAACAAGGCUAUCAUCUACCAUGCUACAAAGGACCUCCUAACUGCUUCUAACUUUUAUGAAUUGAUUCUCUCAAGAUUCAACCUCGUAUGCAACACUCCAGGGUUCUGCCUUCCUCCAGACUAUCUUCACCUUGCCAUGUGCGUCUGCAACAACCUCGGCCAGAUCUGCUACGAGCAAAGAGUCGAGUGCAUGGCUAUCUCACACUUUGAGACCGCACUGCAACUUGGUCGCACUAUCCUCGCUUCCGAUUCAGCCAACGCAGGCUACAACUUGGACUUUUCAGAUGUAUUGUCCAACUGGUGCCGAAGCAAGUACAUGGAUGCUGAUGUCUGCAUUGAUGUGUACGCAGCGCUGGAAGAAAUCACAAGCAUUCGAACGGCCCUACUGAGUUGGGAUCACGUGGAUAUCGCUGCUGCCCACUUCAAUUUGGGAGUAGCCGAGUAUCUCCGCAAGAACAAUUCCAAGUCCAUGUCGCAUCUGCUCUACUACCUCAAGAUUGCUUCACAUCAUGCCAGCAAUGGUAUUGAAUCCGGCCUCGAUCCACUUGCAGGACUGAUUUAUCUAUUGCUCAUCAAGAAUGAUGAAAAAGAUGAUAAAUUGUCCAGAGACUUGGUAUGGGGACUUCGUUCUCUUCAAGAAAAGCGAAGUGAAGUCGGCCCACGGCACUACGAAGUGGCAGCUGUUCUGAACUACAUCGGAACCCUUCUCUUCCAUGCGAAAGAAUUGGAACACGCUCUGCUGUUUUUGCAAGAAGAGCUCCAGGUUGAACAACACUUUGCCCACCCUUCAGACCACUUUGGCGUCAGCGUGACCUGCAACAACAUUGGACGAAUUCUUCAGGAACUUGGAAGAUACCCCCAAGCUAUCCACUACUACUGCAAUGCGCUAGCGCAUGAGUUCGACUUUGAUGAAGAUGCUGAGGACGCUUCCAUGACCAGCUACAAGACUAUGAACGAGAAUCCUACGGCAAUGAAUCUUUAUUCGACCGUCUGGUACAAUCUGGGCCUCAUUCAUGACAAGAUGGGUGCUUGCAAGAAGGCCAUCAAGGCAUUUCAAAUGGCGCUUCAACUUCGCCGCAAUAUGUUGGGACCUGAUCAUGCUGAUAUUGCCUGUCUGGUGUACAACAUCGGUGUCCUACAAAUGGAACAACAAAUGCUUAAGGACGCUUCGGUGUCUUUCCGAGAAGCCUUGCGAAUCCGAAGCAUUGCUUCGUCUGGUCAACUCAACGAUCGCCAUGUUGUUACCACAAUGCAAAAACUUGCUUCCAUGCAAAAGUCCAGGGGAAACAUCUACGGAGCUUUGGAGACAUGCCAAGAAGUCGUCCAAGUUUUAAAAGAGAGCAGUGAAUUCGAAGGAUGCGCGAGAGGCAAGUUUUUGGGAGCCAUCUACCGCGAUAUUGCUGAACUUCACCAUGCCCUCGGAAACCUGAACGUUGCCUUGGUCAAUGCUUGCAAAAGCGUUGAAGCGUUGCGGUCAAGUUUUGAUGACGAAUCGACUACUCCUGGAGAGUUCUCUUCCCAGGUGGAAGAAAGCGCAACCUCCCUUCUCCUUGUUGGAAGCCUCCACCAUGAGCUCUCUGAACCCAUGAAAGCUCAAGAAUGUUUUGUUCAAGCUGUAAAUAUCAUCCAAGACAAUUCAACCAACGUAUCUCCAGCGCUAGCGCCUCUUCUUGAGGUAAGCCUGUUGCUACGAUCCAAUCAAUGUGCUGCAAAAGCAUAG
Cylindrotheca closterium is the source of this 2211-nucleotide messenger RNA. NCBI's taxonomy places the organism in Eukaryota, Bacillariophyta, Bacillariophyceae, Bacillariales, Bacillariaceae. The record is from the annotation of a GenBank genome assembly.